This is a messenger RNA of Hemicordylus capensis (graceful crag lizard), 1901 nucleotides long. RefSeq lists its product as uncharacterized. The coding region runs from base 520 to 1446 and encodes 308 amino acids. The record is from RefSeq and is a predicted model, not a curated record. NCBI's taxonomy places the organism in Eukaryota, Metazoa, Chordata, Lepidosauria, Squamata, Cordylidae. The transcript is spliced from 9 exons.
AAUCCAGGAUUCAAGGCUCAGUCCCAGCCUAUGAAUACUGUAGUGUGUCUUCUAUGGCACAUCUACACUUACCACUAAACCUGAGCCAGUUUGAGAGUUGUCUCAGCUCAAGAAAUCCUGGCUAUUUCAACGCUGUGAGGAAUCAAGGGCACACUAACUGAGGUUUCAUGAAUUUAUUCUCUAGCUGAUGAGAAUGUCACUCCACCUCCACCUUCUUCUCUGCAAUCUCCAGCACUCUCAGCGCCAACCCUUUCCCUGAAUCCCCAGGGCCCUCUUUACAUCCAAGGGGACCAGGUUACCUUGGAGUGUUCGGCUCCUGAGAGGCUGGAUGUGGCAAGCUACACAUUCUACAAGAAACGACACAAGCAGACCCCCAAAGAGCUGCCCAGGAAAGGAAGGGGGCCCAACGAAGCCCUCACUGUGGAUGAAAAUACAGCUGGGGAGUAUAGCUGUCGCUACUCAAAGCUGCAAUCAAGGAAGGAGAGCCAGUCCCCACGGAGCAACUUUGUCUCUGUAGCCAUGAAAGUCUUCUCCAUGACCCCAAAGCAAGACAUCUAUACCAGAGGGGAAUCCAUAGAUCUCACGUGCUCAGCUUCAGCAGCCUCCCCAUCAGCUGCAACACCGAAGUCCUCCACCAUUUUCCAAGAUGCUCCUGGCAACGAAGCCGCAAGGGGACUCGCCGAUGUACCCAGAAGGCCAACAUUCUCAGCUCUGCAACCCACCUCUUCCCAUCCUGCUGACCACAGUCCCACAUCCCCUGAGGAUCCUCAGGAUACCAUGAAGUCAAGGGGCUCACAGUCUCCCCCUUCCCAGACUCCCUUCCGAGAGUUAAAGCCACACUCAGCAAAGCCGCAUGGAAUACCCACCACUGGGCUCAGCUCCUCCCAGUCAACGCUGCCUGGUAGCACUUCAACCAGCACCAAUUCCCAGAAUGGGAAAGAGCCAGAUCCGUUGCUUCUGCCCCUGGCCGUUGGCUGUGGUGGUGGAGGAGCCCUCGUUCUCCUGGCGGCUCUCGUCUGCCUUUACAAGAGGAAGCAGAAAGCUAGCAGCCGAAUCUCAAGCAGGACCUACUGGAACAGUUUCAAGUCUCAGAGAUCCACGAAGAAGAGAAGGUGCCAAGACCCCAUUGGGAUUGCAAUCAACAUGCUGUUUUGCGGUCAGCUCUACAGGAAAGAGAUGAGCCAUCAGAGUCCAUGGGCCAAGACUGGGGCAUCCUUCCUAAAUCCAAAAUCCGGGCACCGAAAGUUGGGGGUCCAUCGAAGGAGAAGAAGAGGGAAGAAGAUGCUGAUUCCGGAGCCGUGUUUGAAUUCCCGGAAAUGGACCCAAAUUACACACUUCUUGGCUUCCCCUGUUCCACGUUCUACUGGGAUGAAAAUGAGGGCUCCACAGUGGAGGCUCACCUCAGCCAGCAGGACAUUUGAUACGCCUGACCACUUUAAGUCAUAGAACCGCUUUCUCAGGGGCACGCUUACCUUCUGCGGUGUUAGAAGGGAGGUUUAAGGGAAUUCCCUUUAGGAAUCGGUUAUGCCCUUGUGGCGCUGGAGUUGUUGAAUCGGUAGCACAUGUCCUUUUACACUGUGCCUUUUAUAGGUCUAUUCGCUCUAUAUGCAUAGAACCUCUUUUAAAAGACAGACUGGGUUAUUCUGAUGAUUAUUAUGUUCCUUAUUUUUUAAUGGAUCGCCACACAGAGGUUACAGAGAGGAUUGCAAGAUUCUGUGCUGCGGCAUGUAAAAUGAGAUGAGAUAAACUUAGCUGUGUGUGACCUUGCCAUCCUUGUAACUCAGUUUUAUGUGAUUUAUUAUUUUGAUGUUGUAUAUUGUUAUUGUAUUGUAUUGUUUUUAUUCCUUGUUUGUUUUCUGGUCAUGGACCGCAAUAAUAAAUUCGAUUUGAUUUGAGGCUGA